CUCUCCCGGUCGCGAGCGAAAGGCCCCGGCCGCUAUCCGCCUCCGGUCCGACACCCAUCCGCACCACGUCCGCCCGCUCCUCCUCGCUUCGCCUUCUUCCCCGUUCUCGCCCCCCUUUCUCACCGUGUGCGACCACAGGACGUCGACGAGAGGAUAAAAAAAAGUGUGAUCUGAGUUAAUCGUUCUCUCUGCCACCCUUUUGUUACCCAAGUCCGCCUUCACCACCCUAAAAUGGAUUCCGAAAUCAAGUUCUCCAAUGAAGAUCCGAGCGUCACCCUAACCAUCCGCCUGAUUAUGCAGGGCAAAGAGGUUGGGAGUAUCAUCGGAAAGAAGGGUGAAAUCGUCAAAAGAUUCCGUGAAGAGUCCGGUGCCAAAAUAAACAUAUCUGAUGGCUCAUGCCCUGAAAGAAUCGUCACAGUUACAGGACCGACUCAGUCUAUCUAUAAAGCUUUUACCCUGAUCUGCAAGAAGUUUGAAGAGUUUGUGCAUCAGUUCCAAGAGAUGCAAAAUGGAAGCGGUUCGCGAUCGCCGAUCACGCUCCGUCUCAUCGUUCCCGCAUCCCAGUGUGGCUCGCUCAUAGGCAAAGGUGGCUCGAAGAUCAAAGAGAUCCGGGAGGUCACAGGUGCGAGCAUCCAGGUUGCAAGCGACAUGCUGCCCAACUCGACCGAGCGUGCUGUCACCAUCACUGGCACAAGUGAUGCCAUUACCCAGUGCAUCUACCAUAUCUGCCAGGUCAUGCUUGAGUCUCCGCCGAAGGGAGCGACAAUUCCGUACCGUCCGAAGCCGCAGGUAGCAGCUCCGGUGAUCCUGGCUGGCGGGCAGGCGUACACAAUCCAAGGGAACUACGCAGUGCCAACACAUGGGGAAAUGGGAAAGAUGGGAGGUAGCCCUCUAGCUGGACUUGCAGCCCUCGGCCUCGGCAGCCUCAAUUCUGCAAAUACGGGAGGUUUGAACCCAGCAGCUUUGGCUGCUCUGGCUGGGAGCCAGCUGCGCACAAACACCCCGAAUACAAGAAACCAGCCUGCAGGAGGUCAGCAGACUCAUGAAAUGACUGUUCCAAAUGAUCUUAUUGGCUGCAUCAUUGGAAAGGGAGGCACUAAGAUAGCUGAAAUAAGGCAAAUAAGUGGAGCCAUGAUCAGAAUUAGCAAUUGUGAGGAGCGGGAGGGAGGAUCAACAGACAGAACGAUAACAAUCAGUGGAAGCACUGAUGCCGUUCAGCUGGCCCAGUACUUGAUCAACAUGAGGAUAUCGAUGGAAACGGCUGGGAUGGCAAUGCAAGGUUAUCACUACAUCACUCCAAAUCACAUCGUUAAGCUUCCGACGCCGAUUCAUUAAUGACAUCCCGGCGUAAGUAUAACCAUUUCUCCGAUGUCCUGCUGAAGUCGAGUAAUACAAUCAACAUCAAACUGUUCCAUUUACUAUUAAAAUGUACACUUUCCUUAAGUUUGUUGAAUCGUGCUACAUCGUUUUAUUUCUCAAUUCAAGUAAUGCUUUUUAUUUUUUAUUAGAGCAACUUUGUUUAAGAGGAAAGGUUUUUCAUUUUUAACAAUCCUCUAGAAACUAGAGUGAAAUUGUUUUCGUCUUUUCGAAAUUAUUUAUUUAAGGAAAGUGAGUACAAUAUAAAAUGAGGGUGUAAUUUGAAAAUGUUUUUUAUUAUAUUUACAAAAAAUAAUUUUUUUUGGUAUUCCGAAAUGUGAAAAAUACAAGUCAACACCUAGAUUGUAAGCAAGUAUGCUUAAAAAGCAGUAUUCUAUAUGUUAAAAUGAGUUGGGGGGAAGAAUUCGGAAGCUGAGUGCCUGAACAUUGUUUUGACUUCUUUUUUUUCUGUUUUUUAUAUUUCACUAUUAUAUCAGAUUUAGUAUUUCUGUCAUUGCUAAAUGAUGUUAGCAAAAUGUUGGCUCUUGAAAAUGAUGCCAAAUAAAACAAAAACAAUAAUAAAAAAAACAUUGAAAGUAAUAAAUAAUCUACAAUAAUAAUAGUAUAAUCAAUACUAUGUGUUUAGAUUUAGGAUGUUUUAUUGAUUUUUUUAAUGUUUUCUGAGGGUGAAGUGUAGAAAUUUGGUGUUGUAUAUUAAUCUAAAAUAGUAUUUUUAAUGGAAAAGAGUCGAAUAGUGUUUUAAUUAAGCUUGGUAAUAGAACGCAAUCGGGUUUCAUAGUGCCAAGAAUGACAAAUUAAUUAAGCUUUUUGGGUCCAUAUUACAUAUUGUAAAAUAAAGCUUUAUGUUUUGUAUUUCAAUAGUUAUAGCAUUGAUCGUUAGGGUAAUAAAGUUGCCAUGGUAAUACGAGGUUAUAGUCGAAAAUUUUACAAAAUAGAAAAAGGAAAGCGUAAAAAGAGUUCAUUCGCCAUUUAUUUUUUUGAACUAAUAUUCAUACUAAUUAAGGGCGCAUUGAGGACAUUUUAUGUGAGAAUUACUGUGGUAAUUGAUGAAAAUCGAGCUCGGAUAGCCAAUACGAGCAGUAAGAAAUUUUGUGACCAAAAUUGGAAGAAAGAUCAAAUUAUAGGGUACAUAGACACAUGAACUAUUAGUUAUUGUAAAUAAAAUAUAGUGAUGAGUUUAAAUAAUUUUAUUUAUUGUUAUUUGCUUUUUGUCUUUUAUUUAUUUUUGCGGCAACUAAUUUGGUUUAGUCUUCCGUAUAUGUAAAUAUGGUUUGAAAAAUAUUUUUACUUUAUUUAUUUGUUUAUUUAUUGAAAAAAAUUUCCGUUUUUAUUUUACUCGCGGUAUCAAUCGAUCGCAUUUCUUUAAAAAGAAAAAUUGCAUGUGAUGCAAACAAAUACCAAUUUUCUAGGAAAUAAGUUGUUACGUUAUUAUUAUACAGUUUGUUACAUAUUUAAAUGAUUAUUGACAACCAUUUGAAAUUUUAAGAAAAGCCAAAUUUUUUGAAAUGUAAACUCUUUAAUUGCGCGAAGUUACAAAAAGACGAAGGAAAAUCGCAAUUUGUGCCAAAUUCGUUUGCAGUAUUCUGUACCGCUGUGAAAUGAUAAAUUAAUAUAAAUUUUUAGACUGUUUGACGGUAUUUGUGCCAAUUUUUAUGCUCAUACAAACAAGUAAAUUGUAUUGCUUCAACAAUUGCAAUUUUUGCUAUUACCAUGUACUUAAUUGAUUUAAUAUUUUUCAUUUACAACUGUGAUUUUUAAAACAAAAAAUUAUCAUUUCGGAUUGUUUUAAAUUUUAAUUUACUUUUUACAAUUUCGAGACAUAUCUUCAGUUAAUAACAUAUCAUAUUUAUAAUUUAUUUUCAGAAUAGGAAUUAUGAAGGCUAUUAAAAAAAAAUGUUUUUGAUAUUAUACCAAGGAAAAAUUGAGAUUAAAGAUGUGAACAGUCUUUUAGUUUUUGUUGAGUUUUUUGAAAACUCAUUAAAUAUGUCCGAGAAAUAGCUUAGGGAACGGAAAGACUUUACAGUUUACUUUGACUUAGACAAUCAUAGUAUUAACUGUAGGGAUAUUUAACAAAAAAAAGUUCUAUGAAGUCAUUGUCGUUUCUUUCUGCUAUUAGUAUAUUUCACAUUAGGAUUUAGUCACUGUAGUACUUGUUUUUAUUUUGUUCUUUUGCCUUUGUGGCAGCGAGUUUUGCUUUAAUCUUUAGAUCUUAGAUGACAGCCUGUCAUUCUUAUGUGCACUUUUUACAGAAUUUUGUAUAUUUGAGUGGAAUAUAGUUAUUAUGUUAGUUUUAUUGUUUAAUUUGCUGAGAAAGCCAUUUCUGUAGUAUUUUGUGAUAUGUAUAGAUAGGAUUUUUCUAGUGUUUUCUUUUUUUAAACUGUUUUAAAGUGUAUUUGAGUUGUUUUUAAUUUUAAAAAGGAAAACAAAUGUACAACUUUCUCAACCACCCAAAGCCAUAUCCAAAUGAUAUCACAUUUUAUAGAUGUUUAAAGAAUUGUAUUGGAAAUAACGUACAGGAAUACCAUAUCUCUUGGGCAUUAGAAUUAUUACAUGUUUCGUACUGUUGUUUGUUAUCUUGGGAGAAAUAUAUUUGUUAAGGAGAAGGAACCACUAAUAAUUUAAACAAUUUUUGUGAAUAAAAAAUAAUAAAAGAAAUUAAUAUCAAAGGUAGCACAUAAAAACAAAAAACAACUCAAACAUUGCAUAUCAAGUGUCACAAUGUGCUGACAAAAAUUUCAGUAAGACUGCUUCAUAUUGUUUGUAAAUAUGUUUUAUUUGUAUUUUUUUUUAACACAAAACUGAUUUUCUGGUUCCCUGAUAAAGAUAACGAAUGUUGUUAAACCAUGAGUCAGCAUGUUCAGAAUAUUUUCAAAAAAUCGAAAAUUUUCUUUUCGUCUGAAAGCGAAAAUUAUUUACUGUUAUUAUAGUUUUCCCCUCCUUGGAAACUACCAAAGUAAAGAAAACGAGGAGUAUUAUCCAAUCAUAGGGAAUGUAUUGUAGGUAAUAAAAUAACGAGCUAUAUCGAUCUAUACAAGUUCUUGUUAAAUCAGCUUACCAAAAUAAAGCAAAUAGAUAUAGAUGUAAAAAUUUUAACUAGUAUAUUUUCACUUAUAUCUGAAUGUGUGCACUGUUCGUUUAUAUGUUUGUAAAUUAAUCACAUCACCCCCUCCCCUUAGCCCAUAUUGAUUUGAGAGUAGGAAAUG
Messenger RNA from Cimex lectularius (bed bug), 4580 nucleotides. RefSeq names its product poly(rC)-binding protein 3 (gene mub). Lineage: Eukaryota; Metazoa; Arthropoda; Insecta; Hemiptera; Cimicidae. Gene Ontology annotation, cellular component: cytoplasm; nucleus. The record is from RefSeq and is a predicted model, not a curated record. The coding region runs from base 232 to 1335 and encodes 367 amino acids. Gene Ontology annotation, molecular function: mRNA binding. Gene Ontology annotation, biological process: regulation of RNA metabolic process; regulation of gene expression. The transcript has 10 exons.